Paraglomus brasilianum is the source of this 1086-nucleotide messenger RNA. NCBI's taxonomy places the organism in Eukaryota, Fungi, Glomeromycota, Glomeromycetes, Paraglomerales, Paraglomeraceae. The record is from the annotation of a GenBank genome assembly.
AUGUCAGAAAUAUUGUAUGAUGUUUACGACACACCAAUAGAGCAGUCUUUGGGAGGGACAUUGAUAGGAACUUCCAUACUGCUUACUAUAUAUUCUUUAGUACACAUGGCGGUUCUUCGCUCGACAGCAUCAAAAUAUUAUCUGUUUCCAAUUGUCAACCUUCUCCUCUUUAUUUGCGAACUCCUAACCAUCAUAAAACUUGUGGCACCUGGUAUGCGAAUAUGGACGACAGUCGCGCGCAAUGGGCUUUUUGUCAUACUCAGACCGGCUAUCUUGUGCCUGGCUUUCUUGAGAUGUCAAGCUGUAUAUGCUCCGUGCAGGAAACACAGUCGGAUUCAUUAUUCAGUGAUUGCAGUCGCGGCAUUACAAGUAACCAGCUUAUUCAUUGCCAGCACUCAGUACAGUAAAUCAUGUCAAGCAGAUCAAACCGAGAAAUGUGCCACGGACGAUUGGGAGAUUAUAUAUAAUAUCAAUGACAUAGUCACCCCCGCACUUAGAUUUUAUUAUAUCCUGUUAGAGGGCAUAUUCCUUGUUGUCGUUUUCAGUACAUUUCGUCGCAGUAAUCUCAGCGAGGAUCCUCAGAUAGUUCGUGAACGCAGAUUUCGAACAUUUUUCUUCUGUCUCGAUCUAUUCUUUCUCACAUUUUCAUCUAUUUAUCAUCUUUUAUGCAUAUUCAAAUCCGUCAUUAUCACCUAUGAAAUACCUGAAUUGUUCAGUAUAGCAUUCACUGUGUUCUGUAUGACAGAGUUUGGGUUGAUUAUUCCCAAGCUAUUCAAAAGCGUUCGUACUCGUGAUAUCGAGUUACGAAAUCAUCUUCCACCAAAGAAAGCAGAUAGUAUUUCUGACGAGUUGGUGAGCAACAUUGGUGAUGUGGUGCUAGGCGAAGACGAGGAAAAACAGCUUGAUUCAGCGGAAAGUAAGGAAGUUGGAUCAGAUGUAAAGGAGGCGCACAAAAUCAAUGAACAGGGUAGUGUGUCGUUAGCUACUACUUACAAUACAAACAAUACAAGCUUUGUUUCAAAUGGUAGCGAGUAUGAUCUUGCCACUCGCGAUGUGUCUAGUAUGAGACUUGAGCGAGAAAUGUAA